GAAAAAUGGAAUAAAUAUGUGUGUUUUAUUGCGUCUUUUGCUGCAGGUCUAAUGUCAAAGUGCGCAACAAUUCUUUCUCGCAGAGUCGCUGAUUUGUGAAGAAAUGGAUUAGUAAAAGUGGUAUUUCCUAUUUUUUUUUUACCCUCUCUCUCUCUCUCUCUCUCUCUCUCUCUCUCUCUCUCUUGCUUUAGUUGCAAGUCCCAUUUCAGUGGUCAAGUUCAGCGCGUUGUUCCUCCGGGCCGGACGGACGCUUCUUAUUGGUAGGCAGCGGCAGUUACAUCACGCCGCCCAUGACGCGCACGUCUUCCUGUUUCCUUCAGCCGCGUCUUAAAGUGAAUCUUAGUGGCGGAGGAGCGCUCCAGCAUCCAGUCCACUGCAUCCAGUGCGCCUCGGAGACCCACACACACGCAGUCUCGCCCUCUCUCUCCCUCUCUCUCCCUCUCUCUCUCUCUCUUGUACUCUCUCUAUGUCUCUCACUCACUUUAGUCACAGCAGAGGAUAGAGGGAGAGACCGCCGCGCCAGAGCUUCUUUUUCAUCUUGUGUAUUUUUUUCCGGUUUCGGUCCUUUCGCUCGCGCCGCUGACUUUAUUGCGGCUCUACUUCAGUGAGAGAAAUUGCAAUAUCCCAGCAUCCAACAAUCCGCCGUGCUGUGCGCAUUAAAAAAAAUAUAUAUAUAUAUAUAUUUAGUGGGUGCCGUUGGAGUUCAGGUUGUGCCGUCUUCAUCCAAAAGGGUACUCAGAGGAUUCAAUCCCAGAGGUUUGCGGGAUAUGGCCCAAUAGCAGCAGCCCGUGAUGCCGGACCAUGACAGCGACUCCCUCCUGAACAGACAGACCAAGCGAAGACGUGUGGACAUUGGUGUUAAGAGGACCGUGGGCAGCACAGCCUCCUCCACAGCAGCAGCCACAACAGCAACAACCACAGAUAACAUUGCCCGCGCCAAAGCAGCCAUUUUCAGUGCCAUGAACUCUCUGAGCUCCCACUCUCACCACGGAUCAGAGACUGACAACAUGGAGUGCUCUCUAGUGCAGCCACAUGGUGGACCUGGCAUUGUGUCAGCCAGCGACACAGAAUCCAAGUCCAAUGUGCUGCGAAAGCUACUGAAGAGGGCCAACUCGUACGAGGACACCAUGAUGCCCUUCCCCGGCACCACCAUUAUCUCCCAGCUUCUCAAGAAUAACAUGGCUAAAAAUGGAGGAGGACCUGAGAGGGGAGAAAGAGGGGACAGGGGUGAUAGAGGGGACAUCGGCUUCCCUGGAUCAGGGCUCUCCAAUGCAAGUUCAGACGCUCCCCAGGAGGAUGCCUGCAGUAACUCCUCCCAUGAUAGCACCCCUCAAGAGUGCUUGUCACCCUUUGGUCGUUCUGGCCUGGCCGCCUUCGACAUCGAACGUCUAAACGAUGAACAUCUGCGUGCCAAGCGAGCCCGUGUAGAGAACAUUAUACGUGGCAUGAGCCACUCACCCAGUGUGGUGGUACCCGCUGCUUCCCGUCAUGAGCGUGACCAUGAGUUGGAUGGAGAGCAGGAGAUCGAUCUGGACUGCCCCCCCCCUCAGUCUCAACAGCAGGCCCCCAGCAGCCCACGGGGAGGCGAAGUUUGCAGCAGUAGCAGCCGAGAGAACAAGCGUAAGCAGCGUCUGCCUCAGCAGCAACAACAGAGUUUCACCCAGCUGGUGUGCCAGAGAAAGGAGCAGAAGCAGGAGGAGCGACGGCAACUGAAGCUGCAGCUGGAGGACAUGCAGAAACAGCUGCGUCAGCUGCAGGAGAAGUUCUUUCAGAUCUACGACUCAACCGACGACUCGGAACACAACGACCUCCACAACGAGCUCAACAAUGACAUAGGAAACAUGUCCGAAGACAGCCCGGGUAGGUCCGACCCCGGCGCCGAUGACCGGGGCGGAGAUGACCUGCGCUCUGACAAUGAGAUGUCUGACCUGGACCCGGGCCAUUUCCUGGACCGGGCGCGGGCCUUACUUCAGGAGCAGGCCUUGCUCACAGACAGAGAGAAGCCAAGGAGAGAAGGGCCCAGCCGGAGCAAAGGACAGGGAGGUCCGGCCUCCUCCAUGCACGCUGAGGGUAAACAGCUGGCAGAAACACUCAAGCAGGAACUCAAUUCAGCCAUGACCCAGGUGGUGGACACCGUGGUUAAGGUGUUCGCCAAGCCUCCGCGCCCCACACCCCAGCAAGCCUUCCCCUCACUUUCCAUACCGCCUGAAAGAUUUCCCACCACUGUCAAUGGAGAGAACCCCAACUUCCACACCACCAACCAGAGGCUGCAGUGCUUCGGCGAUGUCAUCAUUCCCAAUCCACUGGACUCAUUUGCCAGCAUGCCGGGGAUGCCGGGUCCCACCAAUGACCAAACUGAGGCGAUCCCCUUAGUUGUGAGGAAGACAGCCAGCGAGCACCACCACCACCACCAGUCCUCGGCUGUGGGUGCCCACGGUGGGCACCACCACCCUAUCCUUCAUCCCUCCUCACUUUCUGCCUCCAUGGGCUUCAGCCCGCCAUCUUUUAGACACCCUUUCCCGCUGCCUCUCAUGGGCUACCCUUUCCAGAGUCACCUCGGUGGACCCACGGGUGGCUACCCGGGGAAGGACCGUUCUUCUCCCGACUCCAUGGACCUGUCCCGGGAGACCACCAGCCUGAGGACCAAGAUGGCAUCAGCUCACCAUCUGGGCCACCACCAUCGCUCUUGUUCACCGGCGCACCAUGGCAGCACGGCCGAGCUGUCCCUGUCCCUCAUCAAGUCGGAGUGCAGCGACCUCCAGGACAUGGCGGACAUCUCACCCUACUCAGGCAGCAAUAUCCAAGAAGGUCUCUCCCCCAAUCAUCUGAAGAAGGCCAAGCUAAUGUUUUUCUACACCCGCUACCCAAGCUCCAAUAUGCUCAAGAUGUUCUUCUCUGAUGUCAAGUUCAACCGUUGCAUCACCUCCCAGCUGAUCAAGUGGUUCAGCAACUUCAGGGAGUUCUACUACAUCCAGAUGGAGAAGUUCGCCCGCCAGUCCAUCAACGACGGGGUCACCGGGGUGGAGGAGCUGGGCGUCAGCCGCGACUGCGAGCUCUUCCGAGCCCUCAACAUGCACUACAACAAGGCCAAUGACUUUGAGGUCCCUGAACGCUUCCUGGAGGUGGCAGAGAUCACCCUGAGGGAGUUCUUCAACGCCAUCGUGGCGGGCAAAGACGUGGACCCGUCCUGGAAGAAGGCCAUCUACAAGGUCAUCUGCAAACUGGACAGCGAGGUCCCCGAGAUCUUCAAGUCCCCCAAUUGUCUCCAAGAGCUUCUACACGAGUAAAUUUCCCCUCCUCCUCCUCCGCCUCCUUCUCGCACAACGCUUUGGCUUCAUUUCUCUGAUUUCAUAGAAUUUAAAAAUUUUCUCUUUUAUUGUUUUUUUUUUCUUUACUUUUCCUCAACUUUUCCUUUGAUUUUCUGUUUAAAGAAAGUAAAUAAAUUAUUUUUGAAUGUAUGAAAGUUAUGAAGUAGCAUUCCCGAUCUGCAGCCUCCGCGGCGGCUCCUAAACGACCUAGCUAUCGUCUCGUUGUUCUUAUAUGAUAAUUCCCAUGAUGGUCAUUAUUUGUUUGUUUUUUUAUGAUUCUGAGAUGAAGAGACUCUGAUCUUAUUGGGUGCUUUUUUUUCGGCCCGUGUGAAAUCCUCCGUUUGGCUUGUUUCAUGAUCAACACUAACAAAGUCCACAGCGUGUGGAAGGAGAUCCUGAGUCCCCAUUUGACACCACUCAGAACACAGGUUGGGUUCCCUAAAGACUUUCAAUUGGACCCCAGAGAGGUGUCCCUCCAAUCCAGUCGGUGUCCAAAUGAACUUUCUUCGCACGGCAGGUGCCCAAUAGACUUUGCUACUGAAGAUGUCCCCCUGUAGGACAGUCUCACACACACACACACACACACACACACACACACACACACACAUGCACACAAAACCAAGGCCUAGUGAGGCUACUGACAGGACUAAGGCCGGACUUGGUCUGCACCGGUCCGUGGGACUGGUUUCAAAUAGCUACUGAGCUCUACUAUGUUUUGAAGUGUGCUUUUCCUACAAAUAGGACAUUGUGUUUAUUGGGUGUACAUUAUUAUUUAGAUUAUUCUUAUUGUUGUUGUUUAUGAUUAUUAUUAUUAUUUGUCAUCACUGCUUGCUGAAGAUUGGCACUUCGAGAUUUUGUUUGUCCCUUGAUGCUGUUCGCAAAAAACAAUAAAUUAUUGCUAUUAAUAUUAUUCCAAGACUUUAGAUUCUGAAAUGUUUUGCCCUUUUGCCCAUCCCUCUCCUUAAACCUGUUUUUGUUUGUCCAUCUCUGAGCUGGACUUUGGUCUGUUUAUUUUGUGUUUUGGUGCUCGGGGGCAACUUGCCUAGAAAAUGUUUCUAUUUGGGAUUUUAAUGGCAGCCCCUCAGAAAGGUCUUAUACUUAAACGCCUUUAAUGACUAGCCUAUAUUGCACCGGUCCGGCAGCUGUGCUGGAGAAGAAGCAAGGCGGCAGACACCAGUGAUAUGGAGCGUGCAGUGUAGAAAUAUGCAUUAGACGUGAGGCCUUUCGGUGCGUGACCUGCCGUUUUUUUAUACGGCUAAAUCUCACCGGUCCCGCUUUAUUAAAUAAACCGCUCCCACUUAAUGAGCCAUUUGUUCAGCUUUUAAAUACAUUGUAUUUGUCUAAUCAUCUGUUACAGAUAUGUGAACAUACACCGAUAAUACGUUUUCUUACAGCAUUGUUCACUAAAUCAUGGUCGUACGGAAGGCUUUUAUUGGAGGUGUAAACAGCACUAUGUUGAGUUAUUUCACUAGAAGUUGAUACUUGAAUCCAUCAGAAUACUGCGGCUACAGUCUAAAGACAGCGUUGCUGAAACAAUAGAUAAAAGCAUAUAAAUAGAAGCAUCGCAGAGAGGAAGAUUAUUAAAGAGGGGUAAAGGGAGAGGGGAAUAUAAGCUGAAACACAGUUCUUUAUUUCGGCUUUGAAGUGGAGCCCCCCCCCCCCCCC
Messenger RNA from Pungitius pungitius (ninespine stickleback), 4973 nucleotides. RefSeq names its product prospero homeobox protein 1-like. Gene Ontology annotation, molecular function: DNA-binding transcription factor activity, RNA polymerase II-specific; RNA polymerase II cis-regulatory region sequence-specific DNA binding. The transcript has 5 exons. Gene Ontology annotation, biological process: regulation of transcription by RNA polymerase II. Gene Ontology annotation, cellular component: nucleus. The record is from RefSeq and is a predicted model, not a curated record. The coding region runs from base 792 to 3287 and encodes 831 amino acids. NCBI's taxonomy places the organism in Eukaryota, Metazoa, Chordata, Actinopteri, Perciformes, Gasterosteidae.